AUGAGCAUGCGCGAUAAACAAGCUGGCGUGCGAUGCUCGGUGCUCCAGCGACACUUUGCCAAGGUCGUGCCUCUGCUCACCUUGGUGCACGAUCGCUUCGGCAUCGACGCCUCCACAUCCUCUUCGAGAUCGACACCUAAUCUCUCGGAAGAGCGGUGGGCCUGUCUCUACGGAACUGUCGUUGGUCUCGACCAACAUGCCUCCGAUGCGUCUCAGAGUCGAUCUUGGGACGCCAUGAUCUCGAGCAGCGCGACCUCUUACCACACUAUCUACGAGGCUGUCCAGGAAGCCCAGUUACAAAUCCUCUCCCUGACGUCCUCCAGGGGCGCAACAGCAAUCCAUGGUCGACAGACAGCCUCGAGCAAUAUCCUGCUGAAGGGCUACCGGCGCCCCGAUGACCGUCUAGAGUCGUUUCGCAUCACGUCGACCGGCCGACCCGGGUUGAUCAACCUGUUCCCCAACUCGAUGGUCACAAACCUCGUCCUGGAGAAGGAGUGGCACUACCUCUUCCACAAGAUCGGCUCCGAGAGGUUCAUCUGGCUACUAGUCCAUACCAGCAUCUUUGUGCCGCUGAUGCGUCACGGAGCAGAUGGCACGUGCUUUGUCCAGCUCACGGGACCAGCUCUGAGCGAGCCUGCCAUCCCCAAAACGACCUUGGAUGAGCAAGCUCACAGCCGUGGGAAUGCAGUGCCGGGACUUGGCCAAGACCGCAUCGAGCUACUGGCGCAGAAGCAGGACAAGACCCUGCAGCCAAUUGUCGAAGGUCAGACGGAUGGUGCCGCGGAAGCAGCGGUCCCCGAUGCAGCACGAAGCUUGAAGCUAGGCAAGCGGGCGAGGGGCUUCGAGAGGACCACAUCACGCCUCAGUACGAGGUCGAUGGCAUCUGAUACCGACCUCGCCACCUCGGCCGCCAAUGCACGAGCCCUGGCGAGGAAGCCCUCCGAGAUUGUGUUGGUGCGAAGCCGCAUGUUCUACGCCCGCUCUUCUCGCAACAAGGCUGGUCGCGUCGAGAUCGGUCUACCGAGCGUGCACGUUCUGCCCCGUUCCGGCUGCGCCAAAGAGCUCGACAAGGCGCUCCCAAACUCCUCUCAGGCUUCUAGCACAGGUCAGCGUACUAAGCCAACCAAGACCGCCGUGUUGCGGAAAAGCCGCCCAUCUCCCGACACCGCCAACGAGCUAAAGCGAGGCUUCAAAGAUGCCGAAUCCAUGUUCAAGGCGAGAAGGACUCGCCACCUGGCCAAGUACGUGUUUCCGCGCCAAUUCGGUCUGCACAAUGUCUUCACUGGUGCUCGCGACUUUGAUACGACUACGCAGCCUUUCAGAGACUACACGGUCCGAGAGGCCGAGAUCAAGAUGCUUGGCGCCAAGCGCACUCCCAAGGCGAUCCGAAGCGCGCUCCCUAUCCUGGCAAAGAUACUUGUGCGGCACGACAAACUCAACUACCGCGCGCUCUUGGACCGCUGCUGUCCCUCGCGAGUUCCCAAGGGCAGGCUGACGGCUCAGGAGCGCAAGCAGAUCGUCGAGGACCUUGCAGAGAUCGAGACGCUACAGGCCGGAACGCAUCACUCCGCCGCUCGCGAUGUGGCCACCGAGCGACCCCCUCCAGCUUCUAGUUCAAGCGGCGUGCUGACGGACAGCGCCCACGCCAAUACUCCAUCCAAGGGAAACAUUGCAAGUAUGACUUCUAAGUUGAACAUCGAGAUGCCGGCACCUGCGCCACGCAAGCCGCGGUAUCACAACUAUGCAGUGCCCACCACUGGGCAGGUGGCGCACUUUGCCAAGUUGGUCGUCAAGUCGCUGCUCCCGCGCGACCUGUUUGGGUCGCGCCACAACCAGAACCUGAUCCUCGACACGAUCGGUGACUUUGUGCGACUGCGCCGCUUCGAGUCGUUCAAUCUGCACCAGAUCGCGCAGUCAUUCCGCUUUGCAGACGUAGAUUGGGCUCUUCCUCUUCAGGCAUCGCGCAAGCGCCGCCUGUCGCGCCACGACGCCGAGGCUCGCAAGAAGGUGAUUCUUGAAGUGCUGUACUGGCUCUUCGAUGGACUGCUCAUUCCGCUGCUACGAACCACCUUCUAUGUCACCGAGACCGCGGCGUACCGCAACCGAGUGCUGUACUUCAGGCAAGACGACUGGCACGUCCUCUCACGGCCCGUGCUGGGCCAGCUGAAAGAGACCAUUUUCGAGCCAUUGACACGUGCAGAGGCACUCGCUAUGAUGUCGUCCCGCAAGCUGGGCUACUCGCACGUGCGACUGCUACCGAAGGAGACUGGCGUUCGGCCGAUCGUGAACUUGCGACGGAGGAGCACAAAACAGGUUCACAGUGCUAAGAGGAUCGAACAGGAAGAGGGAAAGUCCAAGUCGAAGCGAGCCAGGGCGACGGCGGUUCCCACUGCGAAACAGCGCAAGGAGUCGCUCAUGCUGGGCCAGUCGAUCAACUACAUCCUGCAAUCCGUCUUUCACGUGCUGACCUACGAAAAGAGUCGCAUGUUGGCGGCGUCCACAUCUCAAGAUCACACCAUCGGGCACGAGACAGAGCAGACGGACGUGGAUAUGCUCACGAGCUCGGUCUUUGGACCCAACGAGAUCUACACCCAGCUCAAGACGUUCAAGCAGAGCCUCUUGCCAGACACGCGGUCUACAAAGGGACGUUCUACCAGCAAGAAGCGCCCAGAAACGGCAGAGAAGAAGCUAUACUUUGUCAAGCUCGACGUUCGCUGUGCGUUCGACUCGAUCGACCAGGCCAAGCUGCUAGAAAUCAUCGAGCAGAUCCUGCGCAAGGGCGAGGACGAGCAGACAGAAGGCUACCGCAUCCACCGCUUUGCCAGGAUCAUGCCCUCCGCCGUGCACGAGUCCCGCUCCGCCGCCGCCCAUGCUUCAGGCGCGAAUAAUGCUGGAGCAGCUGGAGCUGUGCCUUCGCGCGCAGCUCACCCACGACCGUCGGGGACCAAACGUGAAUUUGUGCGCCUCGCAAGGCCCGACUCGGAGCACAUCGACUUUAUCGACCUGGCGUCGUCUCUGGCCGUGUCGCUGCACGACGUCGUUUUUGUGGACAAUGUGUCGUAUCGCUACGAGUCGACCUCAUUGAUCCUCAAGCUGCUGCGGCAGCAUGUGACGGAGAAUCUCAUCAAGAUCGGCAAGGAGUUCUACCGACAGCGCGUGGGCAUCCCGCAGGGAUCGAGUCUGUCCACGCUGCUCUGCAGCUUCUUCUACGCUGGCAUGGAGGCGCAAGAUCCCUUCUUGCGCAGCCUCCGCAGUGGCGGUACGUCCGACAAGAAGUGUCUGUUGAUGCGCUACACGGACGACUUUCUUCUGAUCACGACCAGCAAGCGGCAGGCCAAACAGUUCUACAACGUGAUGCGCAAGGGUCAUCCCGAGUACGGUUGUUUCAUCAGCCCCGCCAAGACGCUGGUCAACUUUGAUCUGGUCGACCCGAUGAUGGCUGCAGAAGUCGGGCCCCUGGUACAGCGCACGUACGGGGACGAGUUCCCCUGGUGUGGCUUGACAAUAAACACGCGUGAUCUGGGCGUCUCGACCGACCUGACACGGUAUGCAGCCACAGAUAUGCGCGACACACUCACAGUGGAAUACUGCCGACGUCCAGGGGUGGCGCUGGUGGAAAAGAUGAUCCAGUCGAUGAAGUCGCGCUGCCACAUCCUCUUUACCGACACCGCGCUCAACGGCGACGACAGAGUGUAUGCAAACGUGUACACGAGCUUUGCGGUUGCUGCGCUCAAGUUCUCGGCGUAUCUCUCUGAGCUGCGCAGGUUCGGGAUCACAUUCACGGCCGAGUAUCUGCUCAAGGCGAUCCGCAGGCUGGUGACCUUCACAAGCAGGUAUAUCGGGUCGAGAGCUGCCAGCGCAACGUCACGGUUGAACUCGACUGCCAAAGACGACAAACACGCACGGGUGGGCGGGAGCGGAAAGAGGGCUGCGGUGUGGCGGGUGAGCUGUACGGUCCAUGGUCCAUACGUGCACUGGCUCGGCUACACGGCGUUUCUCAACGUGCUUCGCCGGCAGGACAUCUUUCCUCGACGCGGUCGACGCAAAACGGCGACAGCGGAGGAACAAGAACAGCGCAGCCCGUAUCAUCGGAGCAUGGACUCGGACACGAGGCGCGCGCUUGUCAAGCUGGUCGAGGCGUGCGUUCGACGCACCUGUAGCGAUGCCUCCAGACGAAGGCUCAGCAGUAUCGCGACGAAAGCUUUGCAACAAGCGCAGAAAUCUUUGCACAUCUAG
This is a messenger RNA of Moesziomyces antarcticus, 4236 nucleotides long. Its product is annotated as telomerase reverse transcriptase. Lineage: Eukaryota; Fungi; Basidiomycota; Ustilaginomycetes; Ustilaginales; Ustilaginaceae. The coding region runs from base 1 to 4236 and encodes 1411 amino acids. The transcript has a single exon. The record is from RefSeq and is a predicted model, not a curated record. Gene Ontology annotation, biological process: telomere maintenance via telomerase. Gene Ontology annotation, cellular component: telomerase catalytic core complex. Gene Ontology annotation, molecular function: telomerase RNA binding; telomeric repeat DNA binding.